Molecule: messenger RNA, 2773 nt
Organism: Gadus macrocephalus (Pacific cod)
Lineage: Eukaryota; Metazoa; Chordata; Actinopteri; Gadiformes; Gadidae
Gene: tapbpl
Product: TAP binding protein like
Exons: 4
Coding region: 60-494 (144 amino acids)
Source: RefSeq, a predicted model, not a curated record
UUUCUUUCACUGAUUAUGAAAAUAAAUAAGCUGCUGUGUUAGUGUGAAUUCAGUAUAUUAUGAAUUCAGUUACUUUCUUUUUUUCAGAACUUCCACGUGUGUCCCUCUCAGAGGAAAAGCUGGUUUCUCAGGAAUUUCCCCACAAACUGAGCUGCAAUUGCCAGAACUACUAUCCACUGGAUUGCAAGAUGGAGUGGUUCUCGGUAUCCCCUGACGACGUGGAGAGGACAGAGCUGAGUGGGGAGAUGUCCCUAUCCAGCCACCGUCAGCACGGUGACGGGACCGUCUCCCUGUCCUCCCACCUCUACCUCCAGCACCGCAGCCUCCCCCCCGGCACCGGCCUCAUCUGCAGGGUCAGCCACCCUGCCCUUGGGUCCCCCAUCUCAAUCAGCCUGGUGGUGCAGCCACCCGCCUCCGUGCGAACAGAAGUCUACUGGAUGGGGCUGGGUUUCCUGCUGAUCACUGUGCUGUUCUUCUACCAGCUCAUGAGAUAGAACGAUAAUUUCUUGAAGAUUCCUGAGGUGAUUUGGGGAAAACCGGUUGUAACAAGCUGUACAUUUUAGUUUCCGUAGAAAGUCUUUGCAUUUGUUUGCAGCGUAGAGCAACACAGAUGGCACAACCGAAAAUAAAUGGUACAAAAUAUAUAAAAUGGCAACGACUAGUUCCUGAUGUUUAAAAUAGAAUCGAGCACACUUAAACUUCUAUUGAUGAGUUCUUUAUUGGCAUCAGCAAAAGUGGUAAGCAUGCAAUUUUACAGAAUUAUCAAUUUCCAAUUGCAUCUCUCACUGCAUUUCAAUGGUAAUUACCCAGUUAUAGUGUUGUACAUUAUCACUAGGUAAUUGUGAUGAACACUAGGUUUAGCUUUUUUUUUACACUUCAAAAUCAGUCUUGGGAAAAGAUAUCUGGCUUUCCGUUAUUUCUGACAACCAUUAAAAAACCUCCAACAACCUUGAGCCUGCUUUCGGUAGCAGGAAGUGACCAAGCUGACCAGACUCCUUUGAAGACCUAAACCAGUGUUGUAUUGUAUCACUUGAUUUCCUUUCCCUAUACUAAUUGUAUUUUUCCCCCUCAAAACACAAGUGAAUUAAACAAACAUUGUCCUAACUAUGGAGCAUCAUGGCAUUGCAUUCGCAUUAAUAAUACCUAGAUCAAAGAUACAUUUAUACACAGGUCCUUUAAACAACUACCAAACUGAAAUUAAAUAAAUCGGCAGUUCGUUUCAGAAAUGGCAGAUAUACAGGUCACACACACACAUACACACAACUAUGGACACCCUUGCCAUGCAAGUUGGAAACGAGCACCUCACUUCGGCCUUUUCUCUCGGUGACAAGGUGUGUGUCUGGUGUGGAGGGGGUCAGAGAGGAGGAGGAGGGGCAGAGUCAAAGGGUGAACAACAAGUGGACACAAAGUUCUGAGCGACUGCAGUACAAACACAGGGUUAAGAUCGGGCUAUGGCUGUAAAUGUUGCGAGACCUUUCUUCACAAGUCGAAGCAGUCCUGGUUAGAAAGAUUGUCUUUUUUUUUACUGAUGAUUCAUUUAUUUAAAUCUUUUUUCUGUGCCCCCUGCCCAUCGUGUUUACGAUCUCUUCCAACAAGACUCAAGAGACCUGACUCGAGAAAUAGCAGCUUCAUAGAGGUUUCUUUAUUUUUUUUCAAUCUAAAAUUGCUUUAGUUUACAUCAAAAUUAAGUUUUAACUAUAUGGGAAGGAGAAAAUAAAAUAUGUCACUAUGGUCUUUCUAAACCUUAAUUACUUUUGUCUUUUCAUUAUACACACACCCACAUGCACAAACACACACACACACACACAAGAGUACACACACACACACGCACCGCCUCAUCUUUACUGGUCACUUAAUCUUAUUUGUUAUUAUUAACAUAAAGCCAUUCAGAAAUUAUGAAAGACACUAAGCACAGGAAAUUAAAUAAACAAAUAAAUGACGGAUCUAUAUGAUGAAUCACCAACAAAAAAAACUAUUAGCUACAGCGCCUUGAAUCACAAAUACACACACACAUACACGCACAGCAAAAAAUGAUCCUAAUCUUAAUCUAACCACGAACUUGUAUUAGUAAGUAUUUAUGGUUGUUAUCGGUGGGGUCGAGGGUGGGUGGGGACAAUGUCAGUUAGGCAUGUCAGUAUUCAUUUACAAAUGUCAGACACUGAAAAUGGUUGAAGAAACAAGCUGUGGCAUAUGAGGGACGGACAGGACUUCUGUGGGCUAUCCUGUGUCUCCUUCUCCUGCCCUAUGCUGACGUUCCCCCAGAGAGCAAGGUCUGUCUUCUCUUCUUGGACCCCUUCCCAUGAGCGCCUUUAAGCUCUCCCUACUAUCUUUGUCUCUCUCUCUCUCUCUCUCUCUCUCUCUCUCUCUCUCUUUCUCUCUCUAUCCCGCCAUCUCUCUCUAUCCCACCAUUUCUCUCCAUCUAUCUCUCUCCUACCAUCACUUUCUUCCCCUCUCUUCCUCCUUUCCUUCCUUUGAGCUACGCUCUUCAAUAAUGCAUUAUAUGCAGAGAAGAUAGGAGAAUGUGAUCGAGCGUCCAUGUCACAACCGUAGGAGAGAGAGAGAAAGAGAGAGAGACAGGUGGGACAUACUUCGUGGGUGUAUGAAUGCAGGGUGUGGGAUGGAAGACUGUGAAGAGAGGGAGGAGAAGGAGAAAAAAGGAGGAGUAGAUUUGGCGCUUGGACUUGUCUUAUUUUUUUCUCUCUCUUCCCUCAUCUUACGUCGUCCGUUAGUCCGCCUCUAGGUGAUCGGACGAGAGCUCAGUAGAAGAAGUACA